Messenger RNA from Porites lobata, 2229 nucleotides. The record is from the annotation of a GenBank genome assembly. NCBI's taxonomy places the organism in Eukaryota, Metazoa, Cnidaria, Anthozoa, Scleractinia, Poritidae.
ACCCCCUGUGAUAACGAACCCUUGGGGCGCAUUUUUAAGCAAAUUGCUACGUAAAGAGCUCGUUUCAUGGAAUGUUUCUGCUUUAGCGAUAAACUCCUUCAUUUAUUUAAUACUUGACGUUCAUCCAAGCUUGAAAAAUAAUUGUAAUAUCGAACAAGUCAUGGGCACAAGCAUUGGUUGUAUACCAGUCAAGAAGGAUUCACUUAACAAUAGGCUGUUAAUGCGAAGGAGCCGACGGAUUCUACACCGGUUAUGAAGGACGAUUAGAAAGCCGCAAUCGCUCAGACGGGGGCAAAAUGGCAAGAAAAUCAUUUGGCUUUCAGCACGAGGGAAACACAGAAACAAGAAGAGAGCAAGUUGAGACAAAACAACUUAAAUUGACAAAGGCUUCAUCACAAAACACCGCGAGAAUACACUCAGCAAUUGAAAAUGGCAAGCAAACGUUGUUGCCAUGCGAGACCCAAGGGCAGAAUCUCUUCAAGUUUGAACAUAAUGGUCGGGAUGGACCUCUUUUAGUUUUUGUCCAAGAAGCUUUGCAUUCCUUCAACAAGUUUGGACGAUACAAGGUGAUUGCGGCUUUAAAGCCUGCGGAUAGUCUUCGCAAUCAGUUGUUCUUUGCAAAAGAAAUAACAAAAACAAACAAAGAAGUGUUAACAGACAGUGGAAAUUCACACAUUGAUGUUAAGCACAUUUCUAGCUCAUCAGUCACAAAAAAAACGCCUGUUCAAAUGGAUAAUAGUGGAUUUAUCGACAGAAGUGGAAAUCUCUAUCAUGGGAGCAAAAAGGCAGCGAAGACUCGUCAAACGAACCCAGACUCAUUUGAACAGUUGAUCGAAAGGUAUAAGUCUAGGAGAGUUAUGUACAAAGACCUUAUGGGAACUCGGGAACACUUUGAAGUGCUGGACAAGCUAGAUGGUUUGUACAGGCAACGAAAACAGGAGAGAUUAAAGCUUCAGGAACAGUUUAGCAAUCUUGGUGCAAUAAGAACCGAAAUAAAUAUCUCAACGGGUUUAAGAGACCAUGUAAAAGACUUAGAAGAUACGAGUAAAGAAGCUAAAGAUUCGGUUAAGCUUCCCAGGAUUAGAGUGUCCACAGUAGCGGAGAUCCACAAGAGAGAUUCGCGACGGCAGAUCGACAAAAAACGUUUAGUGGUCCCCAAAGAAAAACGUACCGGGGCUAUGAAGUUAAGUAAACUUGAGGGCCGUACGAGCGACGGACAAGACUCUUCAAGUUACGAAACAAUCACGGUUACUUUGCCCAAACUGACCAAUCCAAGCUAUGGAAAGUCUGUCAAAAAGACUCAUUAGCACAGCAAUAUAAGAACGUGCUCAUCUAAGUGUUAAAUCUGUGAUCUAAGUCACAAAUCUACAAGUAAGAACUCAGAAAGAACUUAAAACACGAUUGAGGGGUUCCUUCUCGUGCGUGAAAUGUUUAAAUCUGUUAAACUUAAUAAACUCGGUAAAAGAUUAGAAGUAUGCUUAAGCACAACAACAACUGAAGUCUUAAAAUAGCUUUACAGCUAUUCCGGUAAUCACUGACAAUGAAAACAACUCCCGGAUACCAUAGUUAUUGACUUGAAAGGAGAUUUAACGAUUUGCGUGUCCCCAAAAUUCUAGAAGCAACAUCAGAUCGCUGUAUGGGGGUUAGAAGUUCUGCCAAAAUAGACAAAGGAUUCCUUUAUCACUAAUCACAGAGAGAACAAUAAACAGAUUUAUUUGUUUAUAUGGUAAUUACGGUAUGCUGCAACUAAAACGGCUCCUUCGGCAAAUUGCUAGGGUAAUAAAUGCAAUAUUUAUUUCAUAAAACAGAGUAAAUGAUGUGAAAAAAAAAAAUCAAUGAAAUUUGAAGUUAAUAAAAUAUUGAUACAUAAAUGGUACCUUUGUAACCGAGAAAGUUAAUUCUAUGUUAUGAAUUAUCGAAAGACGGCAUCGCAGCCAAAUUCUUUUUGUAUUUUGCGGAAUUACUUAACAAGUGGUCUGGAAAGCAGUUUUAUACCCUGUGAACACGACUGAAGAGAGAACUUUGCUUAACUGCAGAAAAAAGGUAAAGUGAAAAUCAGAAUUCAAUUAAAUCUUGAUUUUUCAACCAGCGGAAUUUUGCUUGAUAAGUGAUUCAACGAUGCUUUCCUUUUUCAAAUCAAGGAAACUCGCUAAUUUAAUCUGCAAAACAUUUUAAGAGAGACUGAUGUGAGUUUUUCGCACAAAACAAGCCAGAGGCUAGAUAAAACGG